Messenger RNA from Bombus impatiens (common eastern bumble bee), 1643 nucleotides. RefSeq names its product cysteine sulfinic acid decarboxylase. Bases 83 to 1552 code for a protein of 489 amino acids. The transcript is spliced from 6 exons. The record is from RefSeq and is a predicted model, not a curated record. Gene Ontology annotation, biological process: carboxylic acid metabolic process. Lineage: Eukaryota; Metazoa; Arthropoda; Insecta; Hymenoptera; Apidae. Gene Ontology annotation, cellular component: cytoplasm. Gene Ontology annotation, molecular function: pyridoxal phosphate binding; carboxy-lyase activity.
AUCGCGAGCGAAUCAGUACGUUUUUCGCUUCAACUUUGUUUUCUCAUUUCACUACGUUUUUUGGCGUGAAGCGUUCAUUUUAAUGUCUGAUUGGCGGAGCACACCAUGCGUCGAAAGGCACAAAGAAUUUCUCGAGAAUCUUAUCACAACCUUGAUCGAUUGCACCUUCGAAAGUGUGUCCCGUGAAAAUCCUGUGUUGAGAUGGAGAGAACCGGGUCAUCUGCGGGAUAUUAUAAAUCUUAAUUUGCAGGAAGAGCCCCGUAAUCAAGAUUGCCUUCUGGAGGUCGCGACUAAGGUUUUUAAGUAUAGCGUUAAGACAGGCCAUCCUUAUUUUAUGAAUCAGUUAUUUUCUGGAUUGGAUCCAUACGGUUUAGCCGGACAAUGGCUCACAGACGCGUUGAACUGUUCAGUGUAUACUUACGAGGUGGCACCGGUCUUGACAUUAAUGGAAAGCACCGUGAUUACAAAAUUAUUAAGCAUGUUUUACAAGGACGAAAAUGGUACUACUAUCGGAGACGGUCUUUUCUGUCCAGGAGGUUCCUUCGCUAACGGUACCGCCAUUAACUUAGCUCGAUUUUGGUUCAGGAAGAAAGUUCAAUAUAACAAAAAUAUACCAUCUAUGAAGCUAGUGCUUUUUACGUCCGAAGACGCGCAUUACUCGAUUUCAAAGUGGGGAAACGUUUGCGAUAUAGAAGUUGUUCUCAUAAAGACUGAUGAUUAUGGCAGAAUGGAUGUCAGCGAUUUGAGAUUUAAUAUAUUGGAGGUACAAAAAAAGAGAAAUUAUCCAUUUUGCGUUACUGCUACUGCAGGAACGACGGUUUUGGGCGCGUUCGAUCCAUUGAUCGAGAUUGCAGAUACUUGCCAGGAAUUCGGUAUGUGGUUACAUGUAGAUGCAGCCUGGGGAGGCGGUUUGGUAUUUAGCAAAAAGCACAAUGUACUUUUAAGAGGAAUACAAAGAGCAGAUUCUAUUCUAUUUAAUCCUCACAAACUGUUGGCCGUUCCUCAACAAUGCUCCUUACUUUUGUCUAAACACAAAAGCAUUUUUAAGGAAGCUCACUCUAAAGAGGCUCCUUAUCUUUUUCAAAAAGAUAAAUUUUAUUCUAGAGAUCUAGAUGUUGGGGAUAAGUAUUUGCAGUGUGGGCGCAGACCAGAUGUGUUGAAAUUUUGGUUCAUGUGGCAGGCUAAGGGUACUUCAGGAUUUGAAAAGCAUGUCGAUCAUUUAAUGAAACUUUCAGCUCUCUUCAAAGAAGAAGUUGAGAAAAGAGAUGGCUUUAAAUUAGUGACGGAACCGUGUUUUAUAAAUGUGUGUUUCUGGUUUAUUCCACCAUAUCUAAGAAUUCAGAAUUCAGUUAACGAUUACAAGAAACGAUUAAACGAAGUUGCACCAAAGUUAAAAGAAAAAAUGAUCAAAAGGGGUAGUUUGAUGAUCAAUUAUCAACCACUGCACGAAAAACCGAAUUUCUUCCGUUUUGUUAUUCAGAAUUCAGGCGUAAAUAUAGAGGAUAUUCUUUACGUCUUUGACGAGAUGGAAAACCUUGGAGAAUCUAUGUGAUAAUUUACGGUAUAUGCAAAACUCAAUGUUAUGAUCUUUUAAAUGGUUUAUAUAUAGUUCUUAUUUAAUUAUAUUGCAAUUCAAACAAAAG